UACAUUGAUUUUCGUGUGGAUACCAUGGCGCUUCUUUGGAUAGUCUGACCGGGCAAUAGAUAUAUCACGAGUUCACAUACUCCUCUCACAGAUCAACAAAUCCGGAUUUCGUCAAAGCUGACAAUGGGAUCUCGGAUAAAGGAGAGCCCAGAGUCGACGUUUGAGGUGUAUGUGGAGGUCACCCGCCCCGGGACAACAGGGUCAGAUCCUGAGGUGCACCGGCAGUUCCCCGAGGGUUUUUCAGACCAGGAAACUCUACGGGCAGUCUCCAGGUUCUGCUUCCCUUUCAGUGCAGACAGUCUGACUGUGGGUCGUCUGGGGCAGAACUUCACCUUUGUGCUGACGGACAUCGAGAGCAAACAGCGCUUUGGGUUCUGCCGCCUGUCUGGGGCGCAGCGCUGCUUCUGCAUCCUGAGCUACCUCCCCUGGUUUGAAGUGUUCUACAAGCUCCUCCAUGUCGUCGCUGAUUAUGCCGUCAAAGGCCAGGAUGGCCAGCAGAGGGAGCUGUUGGAGACGCUGUACUCCCUCCCUGUUCCUGAGCCUGGCGUGCCUGUCCACCUCAGCGUGCAUUCCCACUUCAUUGUGCCCGACAUCCGGCAACUUCCCUGCAUUCCUGAAAAUAGAAGCCUGACAGAGUAUUUUGUGGAGGUAGACAUCAAUAACAUCCUCCAUCUGUACGCCAGUAUGCUUUUCGAACGGCGAAUCCUCAUCUGCUGCACCAAGCUUAGCACUUUAACCUCCUGCGUCCACGGCUCGGCAGCCAUGUUGUAUCCCAUGUUCUGGCAGCACGUCUACAUCCCCGUCCUGCCUCAGUACCUCAUAGACUACUGCGGUGCUCCCAUGCCUUACCUCAUUGGAGUGCAUUCCAGCUUAAUGGAGAAAGCGAGAGGAAUGGUGCUGGAAGACGUAGUGAUCUUCAACGUCGACACCAACACUCUGGAGACUCCCUACGAUGAUCUUCAGUGCCUGCCUAACGAUACGGUGUCGUCUCUGAAGAGCAGGCUGAAGAAAGUGUCCAUGGCUCCGGGGGACGGGGUGGCUCGGGCCUUCCUCAAGGCGCAGGCCGCUCUCUUCGGGAGCUACAGGAGCGCCCUGCGGAUAGAGCCGGGGGAGCCAAUCACGUUCAACAAGGAAGUCUUUGUGUCCCAUCGCUCCAGCACCAUGAGGCACUUCCUGCAGAACGCUAUACACCUGCAGCUCUUCAAACAGUUCAUUGAUGGGCGUCUGGAUCUGCUGAAUGCAGGAGAAGGUUUCAGUGAUGUGUUUGAGGAAGAGAUCAGUGCGGGAGAGUAUGCAGGCAGUGACAAGAGCUACCACCAAUGGCUCUCCACGGUAAAGAAAGGCAGUGGUGCCAUUUUUAACUCAAUGAAGACAAAGGCCAACCCAGCCAUGAAGACCGUCUACAAGUUUGCAAAAGAUCACGCAAGGAUGGGGAUCAAAGAGGUGAAGAGUCGUUUGAAGCAAAAGGAGAAUGGCUACGUGACCGGGACCAAAGAUGACCUGGAGCAGACUGAUAGGCCGCCUUCUGUGGACAGGAAGUACUCGCAACCAUCUGACCAGCAGCAGUCGAUCACAGAGCUCUGUGGACAGGACUUUCCAUCCCAGCUGGUGGUAAAUUCGGUCCAGGACAGCAGCAGCACUGAGCGGCCACAGCCCCUGCUGGAUGUGGGGUUUACCGAGGAGGAGGAACCCCAGGAGGGUCAGGGGGCACAGUCUAGCCCCAGCCACCCAGCACCGCACGGGCUGAUGCCAGUGAAGGCUACCGAGGCGGACCUUCUGGGCAAUAUCUUCUGGAACCUGGAGGGGGAGCCAGAGAGCCUGCUCCCGAAGAGUCUUGUGGACCUGCAGCAAGUGGGAGGUGCUGAAGAACAGCAAGCCCUCGCCAAAGAGCAGGUUUCUGCCCGUGUGGGGGGGUGGGACGAUCUGCAGGGGACCCUGAGCACGCCCCCCCUGCUCCCCCAGUGCGUCGCCAGCGGCAACGGCACCGCCAAGCAAGUCGCCGUUAGCAACGGGGGCGUGGACCUGCUCAGCCUGCUCGACCCGCUGAAGAGCCCCCCCGGCCCAGAGGCCCCGCCCCUCCCCCUUAAGAGCGCUCCUCCCCCUCACCUGUACCCCCUCACCCCGCCCACCUUUCCUUCCGUCGCCCGCGUCCCGUUCCCCCAAUCGCAGCUCCUCGCCCCCACGGGACCCCUCCCCCACAGACACCACGCCCCGACUCCCACCGUGUUCGUCCCUCGCUUUCAGAUGCCGUCUUACCCCCUCGUGGGGCGUGGCCUCUCGCAGCUCAACCCCGCCCUCCCCGGCCUCAUCCAGACGCCGUUGGCUGUUUCGACGCCCCCCCGCGCCGGCCUGCCCCCAUUGGCUCGGGAUCCGUUCGGGGACUUGGUAGAGGCGAGCAAGUCAGCCGCCUCUCCCGAAACGAAGAAGUGGGCCACUUUCAACUGACCCCCCCCUCCCUCACACCACUGCUAGGGCUGGGCUGACCCACCUGGACUACAGGGGCCACACCCCUCCAGUGAAAACUCCACCUCGGCCUUCUGGGAAGUGGAGUAUUUUUUUUGCAGCAAAGCAAGGCUUCCUCAGCACAGCAUUAUAUGGAGCUGCUACAGGUUUUUAUACGCUCACCGGUUUAAAGACUCAGCUCUGCGCAUUCCGUCCAUUCUUCUUCACAAAGGAGGCUCUGGUUGGGAACGGGAGCGGCUGGUGCUGUGUCACUGCACAGAACAUCCACUGCAGCAGCAUUGUGCUGUAUUGUGCUAAUGUGAUUGAAUGUCGGGGAGACAGAACUCUCAGUGUUAUGUAUUCAGAGCUGUGUUCAUCGCUCUUUUGGGUCACGCUGUGUCCGUUACUGCAGAGCACUGGGACUGCUUUAUGUCAGGGUGUCUUUGACAACCUGCCUAGCCAUUUAGGGGUUUUACGGAAAACUUUUGUUUAAAAAAAUGUUGAAGUCUGAAGUCUCCCUUCAGAAACCAACCCUCUGCUAGGGUCAGAGGUCAGCUCUGUUGCCAGGGAACAGGGCAGUGCACACCGGUGUUGGGAGACAGCUGCUGUCUGAGUGACUGCGCAAACUCAUGGGUUAUUUCAGCUGUGUGCGCACAGAUAACAGGCCUUCAGUACUCUAGAGCUGUGCUGAAGCAGAGGAACUUUUCCUGUUUUGAAGUAUAACAAGUUAGUGAACAUUCUCCUGUUUUUAGUCUGGUUGACUAGUUAUUCAGGGUAGAGCUGAGAUGUUUGUUCUGGUUCUCUGUCAGGGAGUGAGCAACAUUUUUAAACUGUCACCCAAAGUGGCCUUUCAGGUGAGCAGACAGGACUUUUGCCAAACGAUGUGAGAAAGUUGUUUUUGAGUAUGCAUUUUACGUUUUUCACUGCCACUAAGUAUAUUGCAGAACGUAUGUUCUUUUUUAUGCCAAAUGAAGGAACAAAUGCUGAGAAAAAUGACUUGUACUGAUUGUAAUAAUAGAUAUACUGUGUGCAGUCUUGAUGUUAUUAUGUAGGAGUUCAUCAGACCUUGCUCAUUGCCAAACAAACAAAACAAAAUCUGAUAUUUUAUAAAGAAACAAAUAGCAACCAAACUUGCGGCAGGGAUCUGUGCUUUGUAAACCUGAAUCUCAAAGAUAGAAUGAGGAUUUAUUUUGUUCAGAAUGUGCAUUUCAUUUGCGUUUUGAGUUUUCUGGGAGAACUAAGGCUGGUGGCUGGGAGCUGAUGUACACAGAACAAGGCAAACAUUGAGUUAGCAUUCGCAAACAAAUGAAAACUGGAAAUGAAAACUUAACUUCAGCCCUCCCUGCCAUUUCUGUUUGCCUCAUUAGUCCUGUAACUUACGUUAAUCUGUGAAUUGUGAAUUUAUUUUGAAUGAAUUUGAAACGUUUUCACGUUUUCCUCAAAGCAAAACUCAUCUCAGAAAAGUCAGAAGAGGCUCAGACGUUGUUGGACUUUGAGUUUGGUCUCAAGAUAAGAACUGUAUUAAUCCCAGCGGGAAAUUUGUAUUUGUGAGUGAGUGCCAAAGUGUGUUUCUCAGCUCGGGAUCCAGAAACACAAGUCACUUUUUAUCAAAUGUAAUUUUCUUUAUGUAAGCUGCCAAACCAAAAUAAUACUUGAAGUGUCCUAUCUCAUAAAAUGAAGGUUUAUGACAAUGAUCAUAUGAGUCCAAACCCCCUCCCCCCCAUCCCUUUACCACUACAAAGUGUCCAAUAAAUGUGAGCUUUGUUUGGUUUUUCUUUCUCUGUUGA
Messenger RNA from Conger conger (European conger), 4229 nucleotides. RefSeq names its product DENN domain-containing protein 1A-like. Gene Ontology annotation, cellular component: cytosol; clathrin-coated vesicle. The transcript has 22 exons. The record is from RefSeq and is a predicted model, not a curated record. Gene Ontology annotation, biological process: endocytic recycling; endocytosis. Gene Ontology annotation, molecular function: guanyl-nucleotide exchange factor activity; phosphatidylinositol phosphate binding. NCBI's taxonomy places the organism in Eukaryota, Metazoa, Chordata, Actinopteri, Anguilliformes, Congridae. Bases 124 to 2445 code for a protein of 773 amino acids.